AUGCUCGUACCUAUGCUCGUACCUAUGCUCGUGCCUGUGCUCUUACCUCUGCUCGUGCCUGUGCGCGUGCCUGUGCUCUUACCUCUGCUCGUGCCUGUGCGCGUGCCUGUGCUCGUACCUAUGCUCGUGCCUGUGCAACAGGCCACUUUUCCAGGAAAUCCUCGCCAAGACAGGUACUCUCAUCUGCUCCUGUGCUUGCACCCUCCCGCCCUCCCUUACUUGCAGUGUAUAAUGUUCAAGUGGACAGCACAGAGAAUUUUCGACACGCCAGUUGCCACAGGCAGGCACUAUGACCCGUGCUCUCUGUGUGCUCCCCCACCCGCCCUCACUAUGACUAUGUUUGCCUUUCCUGCUCCCUCCCCCUCCCCCCUCCAGUCACUAAUGGACAAGUGGACGGCGCAGAGAGUUCUCGCCAAGGCAGCUGCCACAGGAAGGCAUCACGACUUGUGCUCUCUGUGUGCUCCCCCACCCUCCCUCCUCGCCACCCCUCCCCCUUCAGUGGACAAGUGGACGGCACAGAGAGUUCUCGCCAAGGCGGUGCUACAGGCGGGUGCACUCAUUACUAACAACCUUAGCAGUGGUGCUGAGUGGAAAGGCACCAGGAGUAUUAAGGGGAGGUGGGAGGGGGAGAAGUGGAAGGAAGGGGAGGAGGGGGCGUUAGGGGCCAGAGCCAUCCCUUGGGGAGCGCUCCAGGCCAGAGCCAUCCCUUGGGGAGCGCUCCAGGCCAGAGCCAUCUCUUGGGGAGCGCUCCAGGCCAGAGCCAUCCCUUGGGGAGCGCUCCAGGCCAGAGCCAUCCCUUGGGGAGCGCUCCAGGCCAGAGCCAUCCCUUGGGGAGCGCUCCAGGCCAGAGCCAUCCCUUGGGGAGCGCUCCAGGCCAGAGCCAUCCCUUGGGGAGCGCUCCAGGCCAGAGCCUUCCCUUGGGGAGCGCUCCAGGCCAGAGCCAUCCCUUGGGGAGCGCUCCAGGCCAGAGCCAUCCCUUGGGGAGCGCUCCAGGCCAGAGCCAUCCCUUGGGGAGCGCUCCAGUCCAGUCCCCGCAAGAGUCCCCUUUUCCACUGGGAGGUUCCCCAAGGGAGGUCCCCUUUCUCAUGUGUCUCAGGUGCAGGUCUUGGUAGAUCAGCAAGUUGGAGGGUGGAGCUUGCAACGAGUCACAGCGGUGCUUACGGCCGCCACGGACGCCGUGAGCUCGCAACCAGUGCCACCUUGGACGACGAUACAGCACGAAGCUUCUUCACUGGAGCCGCGGGAAUCGCAUCACUCCUGCCUUCGAGCUGCUUCGCGCCAUUGGAACUCCUUCUUCGCACCUGCCUCUCAGCUGCUGCGGCUCCUGCGGGCCGCGGAAUCAACGUCGUCCCCUCCGCGCGGCUUUUCACGAUCGUUCUUUGA
Molecule: messenger RNA, 1383 nt
Organism: Closterium sp. Naga37s-1
Lineage: Eukaryota; Viridiplantae; Streptophyta; Zygnematophyceae; Desmidiales; Closteriaceae
Source: the annotation of a GenBank genome assembly